CGGGGCGGUGAGGAGGGUGGAGGGGCAGGCCCGACACCCGAUAUGCCGGGAGAGGAUGUGGUUAUGACUGUGCGAGGAAAGAUGCCGGUGGAGAGUGGAGUUGAGGGCGUGCCACAGGGGCGCAAGAGACAGCGGCAGUCAAGACUGGACGAGGUGUACGAUCCGGAUGGGAAGGCCGGAUUCAGGGACACUUUUUUGCAGUGGGCCUACGAUGCCGGUAUUCCGUUCGCUGCAUUUAGGAGGCAGUCAUGGCUUCAGCACAAGAAGCAGUUGGCCUCCAUGCCUCGUGGAGUGCAGCCAAUUUAUCCGUCCUUCAAGGACAUCGGGGGUGCUGGUAUUGAUGAGCAGCGAGGGAAGGUUGCCGCGAUGUUGAGGGAGGUCCGUAGUACGUUUGAGUCGAUAGGGGCCACCAUUUUGUCGGACGGUAGGCAGUCGCGAGACGCUAGGCCUAUAGUCAACUUCCUCGCAGCUGCCAAGCGCGGUGCCCUCUUAUACGCCACCGUCCAGCGAGACGGUUCAGUGUCCGAGACGGCACAGAUCGUCCUGAGGAGAUGGAAGGCCAUUUUUCGGUCUUUCCCUCCGAAGGACGUGUUGGCCAUUUGCACGGACUCUGCGUCGAACUACACGUCGACCGCAAAGCUCCUUGCGAAGGACUCUGAUCCGAACAUUCGCCGUAUCACUUGGCUCCCGUGUGCCACCCACGUGGCCAACUUGAUGUUGACUGACAUCGGGACACGGGUUCCUUGGGUUACGGACACCAUUUUCAGUGUUCGAGCGUUGGUGCGAUUCAUUAAAUCGCACGGCGCGGCUUAUCAGCUGUUCAGGGUGAAAAGCCGUCGCCGCACAAUUGUGCACCCAGUGGAGACGCGUAAUGCCUUGGAGAGCAUGCUUCAUGACGACGAGUGGGACAAGAUCCCAUGGGAGUCGUCGAAGCGUAGACAGGCUCUGUGGGUUCGACAGCUCAUCCGCUGCGCCGAUUUCUGGCGCAACGUUCAGCACGCUGUCGCAGUCAUGACCCCUGUCCACCAACUGCUGAGGAGAUUGGACAGGGGCGGCAUGAUCAUGUCCACGAUGUACUCAUGGUCACAGGAGUUGGUACGGCAGGUGGCUGCUGCUGACGUCCCUGAUGACAUGCGGGGGCCUUGCGUGGAGGCGGUGCAGAUCUGCACUAUGCAUAUGCUCAAGCCUGCGCACGCUGCGGCGCACCUGCUCAACCCCCGCAGAUGCUCUCUCCGUUACUACGAGUGCGCCCGCAGGACAGCUGCGGACCUCGAGGUCGUCACCGAGUGCGACUCGUUUUUGUUGGCGCAGACAGGCGGUGAUCGUGCUGGGGAUGCAUACUUGCGGGUGCGUGAGCAGAUGCGAUCCUUCCACUCCAGGGGCGGCCACCACACAGAGAGGGUGACGAGGGACGCCGAGGUGGAGGCCUGUGUAGGGGACGAAGAGACGAGCAGGUGCGCGUCAUGGUGGGUGGAGCACGACGCAUGCUUCCCGGACUUGCAGGAGAUCGCUGGCCGUGUGAUGCACAUGUGGACGUCCGCCUCUCCUGCUGAGAGGAAUUGGGCAGAGCAUGAGCGCAUCCACAUGGCCAAGCGCAAUAAGCUCGAGUUCAGGAAGGUCGCACAGUUAGUUGAGAUUGCUACAAAUCUCCAACUACUUGGAUGCAGCGAGCGGAGUGGGGGGUACGUUCUUCCGUGGGGUCACAUGGCGACCUUGGCUGAGGCGCAGCCAGAGGAGUAUACACACCCGGUAGUCGCAAAUGAGGAUGAGGAGGAGGAGCCUGAGCCAGAGGAGUGGGGAGCUAGACCUCAGACAGCAGUGCCGGCACACGAGAUCGCUGCACAGGGAGCCGUGCGGCCCGCGCCUGCCGCCGAGGGUCUGAGGAGAUCGGCGAGGCUGCAGCAGACGCAGGCGGGAUCGACUUCAGGUGGUAGACGCGAGGCGUCAUACCACCUAGACGACAUCAGAGAUGAGGAGCAUUUGCCGAGCCAGCAUACGCCCGCCUCGGCACCUCCAGGCGACAGUCAGCAGAGGGAGUUGCGCACGAGUGACUUUCAGGGCCUUGGACCAGGAUUUGUGGGCAGCGGUGUUCGAGGGCGGUCUGAUGGGCGAGAGAGAGUGGGGGAUGAGGCCGAGUACCAUCCUGUGCAGGGUGGUGGUCCAGAGUCCGUGGAGGAGCUCCAUGCUUGGAUGGAUCGAGAGGAGGAGCAGCGGCUGGAGCAGUUGCAGAGAGAGUGGGUGGGCAGAGAUAAGUACAUGGCGGAGCAGCAGCGUGCUAGAGACUGGGAGACGGGUACUGCAGCCCGUGAUGAGGGUGGGGUAGAGCAUAGCGUUCGUACAGUCCCGCACGCAUUUCCAGCCGAAGCAGCGAUACCCGAUACCGCAGUGCCCGAGACGUCGCCCCAGGGAGAUGUGGACUCCGGGUCUGCCACGGGAGGAGAGUUAGGUGCGUCUGAGUAUGGCGAUCCGACCGUGUCCGACGUCAUAAUUAGGUUGUGUGCGGCGGGCACAUUGCAGCCAGGCGAUGCAGCCACUCAGGAGGCAGUUCCCAUGGACGACGAUUCAGGCGAGUUGGAUGGACGCCGCAUACCCGAUGCGGAGGGCGAUGAUGGGGCGGGUGAUGCCGACCUGUGGCGUCAUGUGACGCAGGGUCAGAGGAUGGGGACGUGGCAGAAGAGGCACGGGGACUACAAGCUCCGCUGCAAUUACUGCAAGCRUGUGUGGGAGGGCAAUUUGUUCAAGGCGCAACGACACUUCACGCAGCUGAAGAGGUGCGCRGCGGCAACGAUGGACGUGUUUGUGGACAUUUGGAACCACACAGAGUACGAGUUCGAUGACCGUCAUCACCRCGGUAUCAUGGCGUACAUGAGGGAGCAUGAUAUCGCGGAUAGACGAGMYGUGGACGUCCAUCARGGCAGUGGCAGGGGCYGGACRGGUGGGACACAGUCACGRCCACAGGAGCGUGAUGCUGUGGAGGAGGUGGAGGAGUUCCUUGCCGAGGAGGCGAGGCGAGCAGAGGCCCGGGGCGGUGAGGAGGGUGGAGGGGCAGGCCCGACACCCGAUAUGCCGGGAGAGGAUGUGGUUAUGACUGCGCGAGGAAAGAUGCCGGUGGAGAGUGGAGUUGAGGGCGUGCCACAGGGGCGCAAGAGACAGCGGCAGUCGACCGCAUUGGACACCAGACCUCCUGUCUUUAAGGGACGCGGGAUUACUAAAUACCUCGAGAAGUGGGAGCUUCAUGCGUAUCGUAAUCAAUGGACAGAGGAUGAGAUUAUUGAUAAUCUAUUAUUCAACUCCGAUCCGAGCCUAAGCCAGGAGAUCAAGGAGGCGCGUCCGACUGACAGGAAAUGGGCCACGUACAAGAAAAAUUUGUACGAGCUCUACAAAUUAGAGAACAUUCGAUACUCAAUCAAAGACCUCGAAUCGAUGACUAUAGAAAAGGACGAGAGUGUUCGAGCCUUCGGGAGGCGAUUCCAGAAGGUGUCGGACGCUCUAAUCAAGAGAAGCUUUCUGAGGUGGAGCGAUGUACGAUUUUCAUUGAGCGACUACCAAAAGGAAAGCAGAAGAAAUUCCGAUCCGUGGAGGAUUGUAGGGGAAAGGAACCCCCGCACGCUCGCAGAUUAUCGAGCUCGUGAGAGGGCCGAGGAUGAUUCCUGGAGGAGGAGAGACGAUGAGAUCGAUAGAGAUCGUCGCACCGACCGAUAUUGCCAGGACGAUGGGUAUUACAGGGAAAGACGAUUCGAGCAGUACCCACAGAGCCCUAGGUACGGCCGGAAUCCUGAUGGUUUCCGGAGCCCUGGGAACUUUACACACAGGGAUGGAGGAGAUUUCCGCGGACACUGGGAACCUGAUCAUGAUCGGAGAGACGGAUAUCGUGGAGAAUAUGAUAGGACGGACAGAGGAGUCGACAGACGUCCCGAUUCCAGAAGGGACAGGCGUGAUGAUACUCGAGGGGACAGGAGUGAUGAUACUCGAGGGGGCCGGCGAGACGAUUCCCUUGGACGAUAUGACCGAGGAGGAUACCCUGCCUCAGCAGCGAGAGGAUCGCCGCCAAGAGCGGGAGAAGAUAGACUUCCGACCCCAAGGAGCACUUGCAUCUAUUGCAAGGGGGAUGACCAUGUAAAGAGAGAUUGCCCCGACCUCAAGCGGGCUAUAGACGAUGUGAUCGUAGUGCUUGACGACCGAAAGUACGUCAAGUGGGCGGAUGACCUAGGAGAUGUCUCAAUGUUUCCUUCGAUGAAGGAAAACGUCGACGCCAGACGAGUACGCCCCAGCAAAGGGAAGAAAGUAGCGAGGAGUCGGAGCAUCAGGAUAGUGAUGUCGUCGGACGAGGACGAGCCUACAACGCAUAUCCGAGUUGCGGCGACGAAAUCCGCCAGACCAUCAUCAUCAAAGAAGACGGACACCGAUUAUGUGAUGGCAGAAAAGAAUGGACAGAGGAUUGAUGGAGAGGAAGUAAUGUUGUCACCACGGAAGCGCGGAGCUCGCAAGUUCACAAUGAAGAGCUCAUUGGAUGAUAUUGAUACAGUGGAGCCUAUCAGACGCGCGCUUAGACAACCCAUGCAGUGCUCGAUACUCGAGUACUUGGCGGCUUCCUGACUUGCACGAGACGAGCUACAAAUGA
Molecule: messenger RNA, 4621 nt
Organism: Chara braunii
Lineage: Eukaryota; Viridiplantae; Streptophyta; Charophyceae; Charales; Characeae
Source: the annotation of a GenBank genome assembly